Messenger RNA from Neoarthrinium moseri, 675 nucleotides. RefSeq lists its product as uncharacterized. The transcript has 2 exons. The record is from RefSeq and is a predicted model, not a curated record. The coding region runs from base 1 to 675 and encodes 224 amino acids. NCBI's taxonomy places the organism in Eukaryota, Fungi, Ascomycota, Sordariomycetes, Amphisphaeriales, Apiosporaceae.
AUGACUGGAUUCGGGCCGCUUUGGCCGGAAAGUAGUCAUAAUGUAGAACCGCUCGCGUCAGAAGUAGGGGAAGUUGUGAAAGCAGCCGCGGCAUGGGCAAAUGAGAUGCAGCACAGACUCACUGGAAUCCACUAUAAUACAAGCCAAUUCUUCUUCUGGACCAUGUUCGCCAGCAUCGCGACGCUAGGGCUUAUAAUGCUGCGAACACUCAACAGUCUUUUCUACCAGCUCCAAGAACUGAACGCCCACCAGGCGACAUACAAGGAUAUGUGGGUGGAGGAGCGUCAAGGCUGGCAUCAGCAAAUCGUGAAGGACGAGGAAGCACGGGACGGUCUGAUCUACCAGCUCCAAGAACUGAACCAUCAUCAGGCGAGAUACAGAGAGAUGUGGGUGGACGAGCGUAAACAGAUGUGGGAGCAGAUAGGCAAGGAUGAGUCCACGAGGGAGCACAUGUUCUCACAAUUCAUGGACCAUGUUGCUCCCCAGGGUAUUGAUGGCCAGGGGGGCAAAGGGAAGGCGGCCGGCGACUCACUCUACCAUUCAGCUGCAUUCAGAGAUCUAGUAAAGGGACUUGCAGGGAAGGCUAACAUGGCAACGCGGUCAGGAAUGCCCGCUUUUUCAUCGAACCUGAAUGACGAUCCCGGCUUCCCCCCAUUCGAAGAGGAAACCGAGUAA